Molecule: messenger RNA, 837 nt
Organism: Microstroma glucosiphilum
Lineage: Eukaryota; Fungi; Basidiomycota; Exobasidiomycetes; Microstromatales; Microstromataceae
Exons: 1
Coding region: 150-782 (210 amino acids)
Source: RefSeq, a predicted model, not a curated record
UGUCUUUGUAUCUAGUCGCACGAUGCCGAGCUUGGGUCCCACACUUGCUCCACCCUUUCUGUACUUGUAUGCUUUUUAGGCCCUGAAUGACACGUGGCACUUGUCUAUCGCACACGCUCUGAUGAGACCUGCGUCGAGCCGUAUGUCUCAUGCCCCGUGCCUGGCAGGUAUCACGCGUCUCACGUCUCAAAGUCGCCCAACGGAAGGGCACGCGUGGCUUGGGGCACUCCACAAAGCCUGCCAAGAAUAAAGCACCGAGAUUGGAGCAGUUGCGCCCACAGAUCUCUCUCUACUAUUCCCCAACGAGAGCAACGGCCACUAGCUAUCAGUCGUAUGAGGUCACCGCCGAGACGAUGUCAACCACUCUGUCGAGGAAGCGACCCCGAUCAGACAUCGCUACGGCUUCUGCCCAUCACGGGGUGAUGGCAGUUCGAGGGAGCAAUGAGAAUCCCAUCGUGAUUGAAGAUGGUGAAGAUGACGAAAGCGAAACCGGAAUCGAAGACGAAGAGGAGGACGAGGGUGUGGAUGAGCCCGAGUGGAGUAGUGAUGACCCAUAUGAGGAAGUUGUGACCGAUGAGGACCAAGACGAGGAGGAGCAGGAGGAGAACAAUGAAGGCGAGGGCGAGGACAAGGACGAAGACGAGGACGAAGAUGAGGGCGCGGAUGAGUACGAGUGGAGUAGUGAUGACCCAUACGAGGAAGUCGUCACAGACGAGGAGCAAGACGAGGGGGAAGAGGAUGACAAAGACACGGCCAACGACGACCGACGACAGCGACGUUGAAUCGGUUGAAUUCUGGCCUUGGAGGCAUCGACCUAGAGAGGCUCCGGCAACCGAC